GAAAAGAGCUGUUAGCCAGCGCUACCAACUAUACUCAUUCAAAUACAAAAUGUAUUUGAAAAUGAAUGUAAAAGGGAAAGGUGUGGUGGGGAUGUAGGGUGCCCCUUUUCUAUUUGAGCCCCUGCCCUUCACAUGUUUGCGCACGGGUCUGAUGCAGAGUGACCCCUCCUUGCAUGGUAAACAAAUGUGCAUGGCUGUUUGUAAUAUAUGCUUGUAAUACUGUGUAAGGCCUCAAGUGUGCAUUUUAUUUCAGGGUGAUAUAUUGUGAAGAUUUCAAGAAGACAUCCGUCCUGUUUACAUGUUACACAUGGUCUACUCUGCCCCUCCCCCGUAGGGACUUUUGUCAGCCCGCUGCCAAAAUAUGUGAAAGUCAAUCCAAGCCCUGCCGCUCAGCGAGCAUGUUAUUUAAAACUGGACACCAUCAUGGCAGGGGCACCGAGCAGCAGCUCUACUGGAGUCAGCGAGGAUCCACCCUGUAAUCCGUGAAAACAACGCUUCUGUGGACAGACUCGAGAGAUUCUUUGUAUUUUUCGUCCUGCCCGUCGAGCCCCAGAUGUCGCUCCCAGUGGUGCUGCCGGGGUCUUGCUGUCCGGUUAUCGGGGCUUCGCAGCUCGCUGAGCCGUCUUACCGAAACCGACCCCGUGGCUUGUCUGCCUCUUCCCGGAUCGCCGGCGGUGGCUCUCGGCUGCUGCUGCCGGGGCGGCCGCUGCUCUCGCUGGGCUUGUUGCAGCUGCUGCUCGGCGGCUCCAUGGUGGCGCUUUGCUUUGGAGCUCUGUCCCUCAGUAACUCACCACCUAUCCGAAACUCCUGUCCCUUCUGGGCAGGCUCCUCGGUCAUUCUGUCUGGCAUCGUUGGCCUUACGACAUGGAGAAGGCCCAUGCUUCUACUGGUCAAUGUGUUUGUCCUGCUGUCUGUGGUGUGUGUGCUCCUUAAUCUGGCUGGAUUCAUCCUGUGCUGCCAGGGAGCCCAGCUGGUUUCCAGUAUGACCAGCUGCCAAUUGAGUGAGGCUGGCAAUGUUUGUUACUGCUGCUCCCUCUCCCCCAGCUCCAAAUGUCCUGAGGAGAAGCUGCUGGAGCUCCACCCUGCUCACUCCUGCAACACCAUGAGGAUCCUUCUCAAGAAAGUCUUGUUUGCACUGUGUGCUCUGAACGCUCUGACCACAGCUGUGUGCCUCAUGGCAGCUGCCCUGAGAUACCUGCAGAUCUUCACUGCCAGAACCCCCUGCACGGACGAGCACAGGGCCACAGUUGAAGACAGGGAGGAGCCUCCUCCGGUCCCAGACCCAGAUGAGUUUGUGGCCCCAGCCCCUCCCCCCUCCUACUUCUCCACCUUCUACUCAUACACACCACGCCUGGCUCGCAGGAUCCUUGGGGACAGUGUGAUCCCUCUGCCUCAUAUCUACGGGGCUCGGAUCAAAGGGGUGGAGGUCUUCUGUCCGUUGGAUCCUCCACCUCCAUAUGAGGCUGUUGCUGGAAGCUCCCCCAAUGCAGUCACACAGGAGACAGAGGUGGCUCUGACAGAGCUGACAGUGGACCCACCUGCCUCUCCACCAGGAGCCUCUGUUCUAGACAGGAGUCCCCAAAUGGCAUCGGCAUCAUCAGACAUCCUUCCGCAGGCCAAGCCUCAGCUCCAACUCCAGCCUCAGCCCCAGCUCCAGCCUCCUCCUCCUCCUCCUCAGCAGCAACAGGCCUCUACAGCACCGACCUCCUGGAGGAAAGCAAGGAUCCACCGCUCCAGCAGUGACCCGGUGUUGAUGGACCUCACUGCCAAAGUGCUAAGCAGCAGCGACGCUCCCCUUGCUUCCUCUCCUCAGACCACAGAUUCCUCCACCCAGACCUCCCAGCCCACACUGGCUGCCUAUACCCAGGGCCAGGUCACACUGCGUCGGGGCAACAACGACAGCAGGACCCCUCGCCGGCCCCGGCCCUCCUCCAUGGUGGACUACCAGAGCUACAGACACACACAGCAGCUGGUCAGGAAAAUCUUGGAGCAGCCAGCUGCCCAGGGCCUGGCCCCGGAGGUCCAGGAGCUGGUGGACAGCAUACGGAAUGUCCUGCAGUCAGAUCAGGAGCACAUGGAGGAGGCUGUACGUUGCGCCAGUUACAUAGAACAGGCAUUCACUGACUCAGAGAUGGGUCCCGGUCAGCCUAAACCUCCCCAGCAGCCAGCAGGGAGUUACUCCCAGACUUUCCCUCGCCCCCCCAGGAGACGGCCCGGUCUGCUGCACCUGCAGAGCUGUGGGGACCUCAGCUCCUUCACCUGUGCUGCAUUGGAGUCUGUGGAACAUGGAGGAAACAGAAGAGCGGGCUCUAGAGGGGGUUCAAGGGCAGGGUCAAGGACAGGGUCCCGCCGGGAUCAACCCGAACGCCCUCACAGUUUGAUUGGAGUCUUUAGAGAGACAGUGCUUUGAGGAAAAAACUGUUGUGUGUGUUAAAAUACGUUGGAUGGCAACACAGCUGGAUGCUGCCUCAACUAUUGCUAAAAACUCUGAGGAAACUUUUUGAAUCCAACCACUAAGGAGGAUAUAUGUGUGUGUGUGUGUGUGUUUAGAUGUGUAUGUAUGAAUGCAGUUAUUAAAAAAACAAAAACAAACUUUUUUGCUCUGCUAAUACUGUUUUUGUGAACAACUUAUUUGUUACAUAUAAAAAAUAUGGAAACUUGUAUUGAAACAUAUUGUAGUACCUGGCAUCCAAAGUUUUGUAUGCACUGAGAUUUUACCACUGUAAUAAGUUUGCAUUUGUUCCAGUCAGCUCAAUACAGCUAUACAUGACAGCAAUUCUUUUCCAUGUAUCAUGGUGUUAUUUAAUAGAGAUGCAUUGAUGCAUUCAGAUAUUGACAGUAACAGUAAUGCUUUAUUUUAUGAGUCCAUAAUUUCAUAUGACUUCCCAAUAAGUUUGGUUCUAACUAUAAAAAAAUUAGGAAUGGACUAUUCAUUCAUGAUUCACUAAUUAUUGGAAACUAUGUUGAAUCAUGUUUGUCUGCAGAAAAAUCUGUCAUUUUUUCAUGUUUAGUUGACCUGCUGUCAGAGGUGUUGGACUGGAGUCACAUGACUUGACUCGAGUCUCGGUCAAGUCUUGCUUUGAUAAACAACAUGCCUUGACUUUGAUAUUCAUGACUUUAGACCUGAUUUAGACACGUAACUUGAAAGAGCUUGACUUUUUUUAAAUAUUGAGAGGUUACGGUUUGUUUUAAAACAUGAUUGGGUGAGGGAAAGCUUAGGUAGCUAGAAAGCUAAUGUUUGACCAGAGCAUCAGAAUUUCAUAUGGCUUGACUUGUGACUACCUUGAUCUGAGCAAUGAAUUGACUUGUCUUGUUUUACCUUUAGCAGGGACUUAGCCUGCUUGAUUUUCACCCCAGUGACUCUGGGCUUGCUUGAGAUUUGUAGGUGUGUCUUGCACCACCUCUGUCAGCUGUGCACUGACCCAAAAGCAAAAAAAGUUACACUAGCAAUUAAUUAGAAAUAAAAUGUUAACAGUUUUACCAAUAAUUGGUACCAGAUGACAAAGAUCUUUUCAGUAAGUUUCUUGAAAAUUAUUUGAAAAUGACAGACCAUUCAAUGAAUUGUUCCCAGUCAACCUGCCAGGGUAGUAAGUAGCAGCAACAAAGCUUAAUUGUGAAAGUUCCAUUCAGGUUUUUGUAACCUCUGCAAGUUAAUUGUAGCACUUCCAAUGCAACAAAUUGACUUUGGUCUAGAAUGUAAGUGUUAUUAUUGUAUUGUUGCCAUAAAAUGUAUGUACAGUUGCAUGCAACUUUUUGACACCCUGGUCAAAAUUUUGUUCACUGUAAAUAGUUGAGAAAGUAGAAGAUGACCUGAGCUCCAAAAGGCAUAAUGUUAAAGAUGACACAUUUCUUCAAUGUUUUAAGCAAGAUUACUUUUAAUUUCAAUCUUUUACAAUUCCAAAAUAACAAAAAAGGAAAAGAGCCUGAAGCAAAAGUUUGGGCACCCUGCACGGUCAGUACUGUGCCCCCUUUGGCAAGUAUCACAGCUUCUAAAUGCUUUUUGUAACCAGCUAAGAGUCUUUCAGUUCUUGUUUGGGGGAUUUUCACCCAUUCUGCUGCAGAAGGCUUCUAGUUCUGUGAGAUUCUUGGGCCGUGUUGCAUGCACUGCUCUUUUGAGGUCUAUCCUCAUAUUUUUAAUGAUGUUUAGGUCGGGGGACUGUGAGGGCCAUGGCAAACCUUCAGCUUGCUCCUCUUAAGGUAGUUCAUUGUGGAUUUCGAGUUGUGUUUAGGAUCAUUGUCCUGUUGUAGAAGCCAUCCUCUCCUCAUCUUCAGCUUUUUUACAGAUGGUGUGAUGUUUGCUUCCAGAAUUUGAUGGCAUUUUGUCAAUCCAUUCUUCCCUCUACCUGUGAAAUGUUCCCUGUGUCACUGGCUGCAACACAAGCCCAAAGCAUGAUCGAUCCAUCCCAGGUGUUCUUUUCAUGAAACUCUGCACCCUUUUUUCUCCAAACAUACCUUUGCUCAUUGUGUCCAAAAGUUCUAUUUUAACCUCAUCAGUCCACAGGACUUGUCUCCAAAAAGCAUCAGGCUUGUUCAGAUGUUCCUUUGCAAACUUCUGACACUGAAUUUUGUGGUGAGGACACAGGAAAGGUUUCCUUCUGAUGAUUCUUCCAUGAAGGUCAUAUUUAUACAGGUGUCACUGCACAGUAGAACAGCGCACAACCACUCCAGAGUCUGAUAAAUCUUCCUGCAGGUCUUUUGUUUUGCUUUUCUAACAAUCCUACAAGCAGCUUUCUUUGAAAGUUUUCUUGGUCCUCCAGACCUCAACUUGACCUCACAGUUCCUGUUAACUGCCAAUUCUUGAUUACACUACGCACUGACGAAACAGCUACCUGAAAACAUCUCCUUAUAGCCUUCUCCUGCUUUGUGGGCAUUGAUUAUUUUAGUUUAGAGGAGCCCAUGGCUGCUGAUUGUCGGGGCAAGGUUUCAGGAGUCAGAGUAUUUAUAAAGCUUUGAAAUUUGCAUCAUCUGAGCUUGUCUAACGAUGAUUGUGAACAAGCCAUAGCCCUAACAAGCUAAUUAUGGUCUGGAACCUUGUUAAAAGUUGUCUGUGAGCUCAAAUGUCUUGGGGUGCCCAAACUUUUGCAUGGUGCUCCUUUCCUUUUUUUUCAAUCUAACAUUGUACAAAAAAAUAACACACUGAUCUUGCUUAAACUGCUGAAAAACAUGUUUCACCAUUAACUUCAUGCCUUUGAGAGAUCGGUUCAUCUACUUACUUAGUUAUUCACCAUACACAAAGUUUUGACCAGGAGUGCCCAAACUUUUGCAUGCCAUUGUAUAGCUAUGGUUAUGGUGGUGGCUGUAAGGAUUACCAAGGCUAUGACCACAGCCGUAGCCAGAAUCAUAGCUUUUGCCAGAAAAACAGCAGUAGUUGCAGCUGUAGCCAUAGGUGUAACCAUUGCUACAGCCCUAAGAACAACCCCAGCCUUUUCAUCCACCACAUUGCCAGAAUAAAUGAUGGCAUUCUACAUUUCUGAAAAUCAGGUUCCGUAACAUUUGUACAUUGUUUUGUAGAAGAUACGUUGAAACUUUACAUUUCAACAAUGCUGUGGUUAAUGUGUGGUUAGGUUUAUGCACAAAAACAACUUGAUUAUGGUUAGGAAAAUAUCAUGUUUUGGCUUGCCAAAAGCCAGAGCCAAUGGUUGUGCAAAAUGUAAUUUGAGUUCUAAGUGGUUCAGAAAAUAUUUCUCUGUAGGACUUUUUGGGAAUUCUGCAGGAUUCUGUUUAAGUGCUAGUUUGGGCUUUGAUAUGGACAGCAUUCUUCAAGCUGUUUGUUUGCCAAGUGUAGCAUAUGUGUGUUGACACUGACUGACUGUUGACAAGGGCCAUUACUAAUCAUUGCUGCAUACCUGAUUAAUUAUCAUUAUUUUCCCUUUUGUAUCUCUUUCCUUUACAAUCAUAGCUCAUUUAGUAAUACAUGAAGGCCUCACAGAUGACAUCCUCAUUACCUUGUUGCAAACUCAGAUCUCUACAAGCUGUCACUAGAACUGGGCAUCCAUUUGCUGUGUGUGAUUUUUGCAAACAGCAGAAUAACUCUCAUGCAGUAGAUUAACCACCAUGAGAGUAAAUGAAAACGAUGUAAAACUAAUCAGACUCUCUUAAUGACCAAACAAAUUACAACAGCUAUAUUCUCCAUUUAAGAUGUGUGAUUGUCUGUAGCUCAAUAUAAUUGUAUUUGCAGAAAGGUGUUUUUAUUGUAACUGUUUACUCUACAAAUACAGUUAUUUGUGGUGCAGUUUGAUUUGAAUAUGGUACAUCUCUCUCUUCUGUAGCUGCCCAGUACCUCCACAUCACUCUUGCUGCUGAGGUUCUCCAUUUGGUCAUUAACGGCAAAUGGAAAGUUUGACACGAUGGUGAUUGCAUUAAUCCAACACUAAUGAGAAAAUUCUAAAUAUUUUUGUUGCUUUAAAACAUCAGAGUUCCUGUCAGUGUACAACCAUAUAAUCCUAUGAGCCGAUCACUGUGUAUUGUCAAGACCUGUUGAGGGAAAGCGAGCUCAGUCGCCAGAAGAAAAUGUUGGCAUUGUAAGUUUUUGCAAACCACAAAUAUGUUACAUUUGUACGUUUCAUACAUAUCAUAACAUUUCUAAAGUGACAUAGUACGUGAACUAACUUUAUCAUUGGGAGGUGGUGGAUAGUGUGACACCUAGGCGAGAAGCCUGCCAAGCUGCAGAUCACUGUUUGACACCAACAACAAAACCAGUUGUGAUUAAGCAAGUCAUUGCUGUUUUUCCAACAGCUUUUCAGGCAUGGAAACCAGGUAUUUAAAGGCAAAACAUGAUAUUUUCUUAACCAUAACCAAGUGGCUUUUGUGCCUAAACCUAACCACACUAUUAACACAGCAUUGUUAAAAUGUUAAGUUUCACCAUAUCUGCACAUACUAAUGGACAGCUCUAACAUACUGUAUCUGUGGUUUGCAGAAAUGUACCAUGCCAACAUUUCUUCUGCUGAUUGGGUUGAAUUAAAUAUUCCCAACAAAACCCCAAUCUUGGAACACAUCAGUUAUCUCUGAUGAUGAUCAGCCUCUGGGGAUGAGGGCCAAUAUUUAGGACUGAUCUGGUGUGGCCAGGAGAUAGAGGAGCAAAGGCUUUCUCUUCUGUGCGCCAGCCAUUUUGAUUAAUCUCUAUAAUAUCUGCAUAUGAAUACAGAUGAAUUUAAACAAAGCUAACAUGAAGCAAACUAAUCGUCAGACCUAGCUGAUGGGUUCUGAGAUUGCAUUUCACCCAUAGACCCUAUAUAGAGAUGGACGACGUGUCUCCACUUACCCCUGCUGUACAAAAAUGAAGCCAAAAUAUCCCGAAUACAGCCACUGUCAUGUUGGUCCUGCCCAAACACCUGUACAACCAUUCAUGAGCAGCAUAAUUGAUGGCGAGCACACUGAUUGGCAGACAGAGCUGUCAAUCAUGACGUCUAAUCCCCUUUUUAUAGCAUCAAAUAACUAAUUAACAAACUUAACCGAACUUUUUCAGAUAAACAAACCACUGAACAUACAUCAAUCUGAUAAGAACUCCCUAAAAUUACAGAAACCAUCUUUGAGAAAAAUGUUUUUGAGGUGUACUUUAGAGUUUUUAGCUUGGCCCAUGUCUAAUCUACUAACUGUACUGCAGCAAGCCACCAGGGGGUGAUCAUGAGGUUUUGGCUUCACUUUUGGGGAGCUGUCAUGCCAUCCAUCUUUUUUAUACAGUCUGUGAUUUCGCCUCUCCACACCAGCAUCUAUCUGUCGUUCAAAAGUGUCUGGUCAAUGCUUCUUGGACAACAAAUGGAAACCAGAAAACUUACGAUACAAAAAUCUUGUCCCGCC
This is a messenger RNA of Epinephelus moara (kelp grouper), 7797 nucleotides long. It is a transcript of the gene entrep1, whose product is annotated as family with sequence similarity 189 member A2. Bases 554 to 2410 code for a protein of 618 amino acids. NCBI's taxonomy places the organism in Eukaryota, Metazoa, Chordata, Actinopteri, Perciformes, Serranidae. Gene Ontology annotation, cellular component: membrane. The transcript is spliced from 11 exons. The record is from RefSeq and is a predicted model, not a curated record.